GCAGUCUGCCCGCCGCGUGCGGGUCUGCUCUACACGCUGUGCGGCCUCAUCGGCGACCGCGGCGACGACAUCAGCAGCGCGGACAUCUCGACCGACGGGUGCUUGGUGUACAGCUGCUUCGUGCUCCGUUCGGCCCGCCCUCCGCGACUGGAGGAUGCGCCGAGGUGGUGCGAAGAGGUCGAGCACCUGCUCGUGCAGGCGCAGCGCAGCGAGGCGGCGCUGGAUGAGGUUGCGGCGGAGCCGCAGAACCUGUCUGUGAACUUGGACCUCCUGAACGUGGUGCGGUUCGAGAAGAUCUGCACGAGCGGUGGGGUGUCGCCAGAGUUGCGCUACCGCCUGGAGCUGAAAGGCAUCAACCAGGCCGGGCUGCUCAAGUACGCGGCGCUAGUGCUGUACCAGAGCCGUUUCAGCGUGCUUCGGGCGAGGAUCUCGACCGUCGAUGGCCACGUCUCGGACACCUUUGAGGUCUCCACCUCGUCUCCCGAGUCAGAGCGGGUCCUGCGUUCCCACUGGGACGUGCCGCCCAGGGCUGGACUCGAGGAGUCUCGCUCCACAAGCCUCAGCGGCAGUGCAAGCUGCUGCCCGAGCCCUUUCCCUCGAGACCGCCACUCGAAUUUUGCUCAGAGCGACGAGCAGCAUGCAGGCGACGACUGCGAAAAAGCUCAUGAUGUGCGGAGAGUGUCUUUGCAUUUUGCCAACGGCGACGAGUACUCGGGCGAUGUCAGCAUGUUCCAUGGUGUGGAGAUGCGACACGGAUUUGGGACCUACGAGUACGCAUCUAGCACCCACCAGGCGUACAAACAGUACCGCGGCAAUUGGGCGCAGGAUCAGAAGAGCGGCUACGGGGUGCUCUUGUACCGCAACGGCGGCGCCUAUGCUGGGCAGUGGGAUGGAAACCGCAAGCACGGCUUGGGCUUGCUCCUGGAGUGCACGGACCCCACCGGGAACAAGUCGAUGCCCAUCUUCCGGUACGAGGGCCAGUGGAGCGGUGACAAGCCGCACGGCUUGGGCGUGGAGGAGUCGCUGUCGGCGCUCGACGCCUCGGGCCGCUGGGUGCCCCUGCUCGACGCCAUGGGCGCGCUGCUCUGCGCGGCGGCCCCGCCGGACGCGGAGCCCGCGCCGCCCCCGCCGCCGCACAGCGCGAGCCCCGUGGGCAGCUUCACCGACUCCGAGGCCUCCUUCGCGGCCUCCGAGGCCUCGCUCGCCAGCCCGCUCACCGACGGCAAGGCCACCCCGGUGGUCCACGCCAGCGGCCUGCACCGCACGGGCGCCCCCGCGGCGGCCGACCGGGCCGCGGGCCGGAGCCGCGGCGGGCACCCCCGCGGCGGUUCCCCGCCCUCCUCGCCGCGCCAGGGCGGCGGGGCGCUCCCCGGGGCGCUCGGCGCGGCGCGCUCCGCGCCCGCGUCGCCCGCGCGGGGCGCCGGCGACGCGGAGGAGGGCGAGGGCAGCGGCAGCUUCGUCUUCUCCAUCCGGGAGGAGAACGGGCUGCUGUCGCCGACGCCGGGCGGCGCGGGCGAGGCCGCUGGCGCGAGGCACGAGCCAGCCGCGGCGCAGCAGUGCGCCGCGGAGCCGCUGGAGGGGCCCGCGGCGCAGCAGGGCGCCGCGGAGCCCCGCGGGUGGCCCCCCGCCGCGGGGCUCCGCGGCGGGGCCGCGCGGGGCCACGGGCAGGCGCGGGGCGCUUUGCUGCAGUGGAGCGAGCACGAGCUGGCGGCGUUCGUGGCCUGCCUGGGGCUGGGCGCGGACGUGUGCGAGCGGGUGAGGCGGUGCAGGCUCCGAGGCGCGGCCCACGUGCUGGAGCUCUCCGACGCGGAGCUGUGCCAGGAGCUGGGGAUGGAGUCCUCGGUGGAGAGGCUGGUGGUGCGGCAGUGCCUGCGGCGGCUGCUGGACGCCGAGCGGAGGGCGAGCAGCGCGCGCGCUCGCAAGGUGGGCGACGUGCAGGGCGACACCGUCCUGGGGAGCUUCGCCGUGCCGCCCGAGCGGCUCGAGAUCGUGAGCAAGAUGUCCCAGGGCGGCUACGGAACGGUCUUCCGAGGGGUGCUCAGCCCCGGCAGGGGACGCCCCACCGGGAGAACGAGCCUCGUGGCCGCGAAGGAGAUGAAGGGCGAGCUCAGAGUUCGUCUGCACGAGUUUCUGAAGGAGGCCUGCGUGAUGGCAUCGCUGAGACACCGGAACAUCUGCGCGUUUGUCGGCGUUUGCUUCGACACGCAGGCGCGGAAGAAUUUGAUCGUCUCUGAGCUCAUGGACUGUUCUUUGUUUGACCUGAUCCACCAGCCCGUCAAGCUGCACUGGCAUGGAGAGCUCACGGUCUUCAGAGUGCUUGAAUUGUCCACGGGCAUUUGUGGGGGCCUCGCCUAUCUGCACAACAGGCACAUUGUCCAUGCGGACUUGAAGUCAUCCAACAUCCUCAUCGACUAUUCCUCGUCUCCUGCAAAGACGCUGCUGCCGCGCAUCUGCGACUUCGGCCACGCCGUCGUGCGCGUCUUCCCGUCGCCGCACCACCGCUGCGGGACCCCGCAGUGGGCUGCGCCCGAGGUCCUCCGCGGUGAGGCCAUGGGGCUCUCCGCGGACAUUUAUUCCUUCGGCGCCAUCAUGUGGGAGAUGCUCACCCAAAAGCUGCCACACACGAGCCUCAGCUUCAGCCAGAUAGUGGCCACCGUGGGGUGGGCAGGCUGGACGCCAGAGCUGAGCCAGCUGCCGGAAAUGCCCCCCCCGCUGCGCAGCUCGUCCGCGAGGUUUUUUUUUGCCUGGCCAGCGCGCCUUGCGGGCGCCCGCGGGCCGCCGAGGUGCUGGCGCGCUGCGCCGCGCGCCGCGGCGGGGCGCGGGUGGAAUCCUGAGGAUGUUGGCGUCCUUCCUGGGCGCAUUCGUGUGCUGAGGGCGCCUCGGCCGCGCGGGCCGGCUCUCGCGUCGGGGCACAACAAGUGGCAUAAACAAAGCAACUCGGAGGUCCGCGCGGACUUCUCGCGGCGCCUCCAGCGCCGCCCCUACCGCUGUAGGCGCGCCAGGGAGGGGGGUCCAACGCCGAUGCAAUAA
Prorocentrum cordatum is the source of this 3030-nucleotide messenger RNA. The record is from the annotation of a GenBank genome assembly. Lineage: Eukaryota; Dinophyceae; Prorocentrales; Prorocentraceae.